AGUUUCGCAAUAUUGUUGUUAAACCGAACUUGGUGUCCAGACAGAGCGCGUCGUUUGUUGUUCGUCGUAGUGCUUAAACACUUAGUAAUCGUGUAUAAACAAACUAACGAGCGCGUGAGCGAACAGGCAAAAACAAGUUUUUACUUUUCGAAAAUCGUUAAACGUGACGAUGGCUUUUGCAUCGAAGUGCGCAUUUGUUGUCGUCACCAGCUUAUUGGCAUUGCUCUUGACGACGCCUGAUGUUGUGGACGCCCGUCGUGCCCAAGGCAAUAGUCAGCGCAAGACGCCAUCUAGCGGCCGUGUGACUCAGCCACCGCCACCACAGUAUAGCAACAAUGCUGAUCUGACCAAGCUGAGCUACUCCAACAACUACAACGCUCAACCCAAUCGACCGACCGCCACGCAAACUCACUCCGCCAACUCGCCCGUCUCUGGCAACAACAACAAUAAUAAUCAGAACGGUUCGCCCAUCGGCUGGAAUGUGCCACAGCAACAAGGUCAGUCACAUCAGCCUGUGCCAGCGCCCGCCUAUCAAGCACCCAACUACGGCGCCGCACCACAACAACCCUCCUACCAUGCCCCCAUCCAGCCCAGUCAGAAUCAUGGACAGCAAUAUGCGGGCGUACCACAAGGUGCUACCUAUUAUCAGCCCAAUCAGUUGCCCCCCGGCGCCACUUUUUAUCCAUCUGCUGGACAUAUGCCCAACACUGGCUACCAUCCGGUUGCAGCUGCAGCCCCUCCACCAGGUGCCACCUACUAUCAGGCAGGCGCGGCGUUGCCACCAGGCGCCACCUUGUAUGCACAACCACCUCAGCAAUCGGGUUCGUCUGGUCCAGGCUUUCUAACUGGCGCAUUGGCUGGCGCUGCCACUGGCGCAGUGGUCACUCAUUUGUUGAGCUCCUCUGGCGGCAGUUCGUCCCAUCCCGUGGCCGCAGCGCCACCUGCACCCGCAGCUGGCCAGGAUCGCAUCAUCAUCAUUAACAAUGGUGUGCCCGUCAAUGCCAGCGAUGGCACCACGGUCAUCAAUGCAGGCGCAGCACCAGCAGCAGGUGUUCCUGUUCUUCCAGUGAAUGGCACUCAAAUGGAGGCAAUGCAGCCCGCUCAGCUCGCACCAUUUGCGCCAGAGAAUGCCACCAUGCCCAUGUCGAAUACUACGGAUCCAGCAGCAGCGGGAGCGGUAGCACCUGCAUCACCGGCACCUGGUAGCAUCAUCUGUGUGCCAACCAAGGUUAACGAGACGGAUCCCACUGACAGCAGCAAAAUGGUGGAGGUCGAGAAGAUUGCCUGCUAUCCGGCACCGCCACCGCCCGCUGUUGCUCCCGGCUCGGAGCCAGCACCCCUUGCGCCCCUUGGCUCGCCACCAGCAGCGAUGUCGCCACCGCUGGCACCAUUGGCACCGAUCACCACCAGCCAGCCAGCGUUGUUGCCACCCGAUCAGGCAGCUGUGCGCUCCAGCAACAGCGGAGCCAGCAGCAUUUGCAGCAGCACGUUGCACGCCAUGUGGCCGAUGUUUGCUGCUCUGGCUGCUUUUGUGCUGCGCUUUGCCGCAGCGGGUGGCAAUUAAGUGUCGUCAUUCUGGUUUCGUUUUUUGCUUUGCACUCUUUAUUAGCCUCACCCACUGCACCAUUUUCCAUUCCCCCUGGCCACGAACCCACACACAAAUCCACGUCCUCUAGCGCGACCCUAGCAGCAAUUUUCAAAUGCAAUUACCAUGAUGAUGUGGAUGAUGGUUGCAUUGUUAACUAUUGUAGUAAUUGUCCGUAGAGUAUUCUUAAUUCGUAUGUUGUAGGUUGAAAACCAAACGCCUGAUGAUAUAUUAAUACCAAUGGCCUUCACUUGUGAUGAUUAUAAUGAUAAAGACGAAGACGACGAUGAUGAUGAUGAUGAUACGGCAGCUAAGCUCGAAUGCAACAACAUUCUCUGUAACGUUAACUAUGAAUCUCUAAAAAAUACUUAAAAAUUGGAGAAACUCAAGACAAAAUGUGGACCACUUAACACAAAAGAAAAAAAAAAGGAAAUGAAAUGAAAAGACAUAUCUCAGUAUAGUAUACUAUAUAUACAUAUAUAUAUCGCAAUUUGUUGCUUAUAAUCAAUCUAUUGGUAGUAUUACAAUACGCUUAAACACUCGUUUAAGCCACAGCUCACAGUUGUUUGCUCAAUUUUGUAUUAUAUAUUUUAUUGUUUUGUUUUUUUAUUCGUAUUUGUUCUUCUGGUCAUAAUUAUUGAUUCAAUAAAAGCUUAAUAAACAUCACACCCGCACUCCAAGCUGCCAAGCUGGUCUUUUUCUUGGCAAAACUCUUCUUUUCCCAUAGACUAUAGACUAUAGACUGCACAGCAACAACUUGAACAAUAGAAAACACUUGACACCAGCAGCAGCUUUCACUUUUAUUGAACAACUGUCUGUCUGAACUGUUCAUGCAAUAUCAUCUCUCACCCAAUCGUGGAACAGUUGAAGAUGACUCCAAAUAUCUCUUUCAGCCAAACGCAUAAAUUAUUCGCAUUGCAGACUAAGACGAGCACCUUCGACUUUAUUUUUAUGGGUAUACAGUGUAUAAUAUACACAGAAAAACAUGGAUUGACCUCAACUAUUUAUUUAUGGUAGUUCAUGGAAUCGAAGAAGGAAGAGAGAUAGGAACAUAGGAAGUAUAGAGAGAGAGAGGUAGGAAGAUAUCAAUAUAUUUACGCACAUAUUAUCUAUUAUGGAGCAACGGAUGGGAAGAACUCUUCUCAGACUUAAAUUCCAUGCAUUUGAAAGCAACAAUUAUAAGAACAAAUGCGCAGUAAGAAUUAUUAAAUACUAAUUAUGCAUGCGCGUACUAAACAAAAUGACAUUCUCCCUUAUAUAUAUUAUAAAGAACUGGUCUGUCUUGUUUUGACUUGCAGCAAGGAGAAAAACAUUUAUUCAACCAGCUAAUUACAUCAAAAUAACCAUAUAGACAGACAUCUACAGACGUAUUAAAUAUUUUGAUGUGUUUUCAAUAAUUCGAUAGUUGAAUAUCCACAACAAAGUUACAGCUUUUUUCAACCGCAAAAUAUUUGCAGCAAUAAAAAAUAUUGUUCAGUAAAACGUAAUUUUAACGUUAACUUUAACAGUUGCAAAACAUUAGUGCAGACUAACGCAAUAAAAAUACUUUUCAUCACAAUUUUUUGUAGUAAUCUGUAUUUCACUUUACAGACAUUAAGAAAAAAUCUCUUAACAAUCGGCAGCCAUGAUUCAAGGAAUUGAUUUACUGAAAAGAGGAAAUUGUCGAAAAAAGAUAAAAACCCAUCGGCAUACGAGAUAUUGGUAUUGGAUUGCUUGAAUUGACCUUUAACAAUGUGAUGUUUAACCAAAAUAUAUUAUACAGUUUAAUCGAAAACUUUGAGAGAACAUUGUGUAUAUUUAAGUAACAAGUGUUCUCCAACAUGCUUCACAUAAACAGAUUAGAACAUAUUCCAAAGAAAAUCCUGUCUAAAAAGGGAAACAACAAAUGAAUAAACAAAGUUGAGAUUAUAUUUUUACGCGUUUUAAUCUGGUAACCAUGUUAUUCUGCUACAUGACACAUGUAUUAGUCAUUGGAAAACAGUUGUAAAAAAUGUUUUGUGUUGUAAUCUUUACUCGGCUUCAUCAUCCUCAUCGUCGUUGGAGCUAAUUCUGAAGUAGCGCAGCUCGUAUGAGUCCUUCUCAUUGG
Molecule: messenger RNA, 3671 nt
Organism: Drosophila albomicans
Lineage: Eukaryota; Metazoa; Arthropoda; Insecta; Diptera; Drosophilidae
Exons: 4
Coding region: 170-1564 (464 amino acids)
Source: RefSeq, a predicted model, not a curated record